UCACCUGAACAGAUUGGUGUUGCUCAAGGGACCAAACGCGAACUUGGAUCAGCCGCUGAACCUGACCUAAAUGCGGUCCGACAAGCUCAGAAGCCGCCCAUAGAAAGUACCAAAACUGCAAAGAACUUUUGUUAAAAGACAAGUUGUGGAGGUAUGUUGAUCAUCUUUUAUUUCCUGAAAACUCCAAACACUGGUGACAUGGUUGAAUGAAAGCAAUAUAUGUUGUUGUUCUUGGCGAAAAAUGUUUUAUUACAGCAAAUUGUUUGACCAUUUUCAACGAGAAAAACAGGAUAUUGAAAACAAACCUUUUAGUAUUUAAUAAUUUGACAAUUAUGCAAAAUGUAAACCCAAAUUCCCUUUGACUCCACCAAACAACAUCACAAGGAAGGACUGUAUAUCUGGCUAUUGACAAGUGCAGGCAAGCUUAUGUUCUGAUGUGUGCAGGGUUUUUAAUAUCAAGAAAAUACUAUGCAAUAUUAAAACGAGCAGUGUUACAUACUAGUCACUCACAGAGUAGUUUAAAACUGCGAAAUAAUGUAAAUUCUCUCACUCACAAAUUUGAUUAUAUAUUUCCUUGGGAAACUUGGUUGUCGAGUAAGUAAAAACUGUGAUGGGGGGAACAGUAUUUGUUAUACCUAAUCCUAAUACUUUGAAUAAAAUCAGUGAAUUGAACUUUUUCCUUGAUCACAUUGUCAUAUGGAGGUUUUAUCAGUAUAUGCUGCUUUAAAACCGCAUCCAAAUUAGAAAGCAAGGGUUGAUUGAAAUGACGUUUUCACCCUAUCAAAAAUAAUUUGUGAACCGUAAAAUUGAUUGAAAUAAACCUGUGCUUUAUCUAUACAUUUUAUUCCCGUUUUAUAAACUUUGAACCUUACUUUUCUACAUUAAUUACAGAUGUUGCAGGAAGCAUCUUCUGCUAAAGACGUUGACAUCGAACCAGCACAUGCUAAAUCUCCAUCUUUGGUAUGUCUGUAGUAUUUGAGGGUUGCAGACAGAGCCAGUUCCAGGAUCUGGUGUCCUGGGCAACAGCAAAUGGCGCUUCCUGUGAUGGGAUCCGAAUUGCUAACUUUGGAACAGAAGGUUAUGGUCUUCAAGCUUCAAGAGAUAUAAAGGCAGAAGAACUGUUCUUGUGCAUUCCAAGGAAGAUGCUCAUGACCUUGGAAUCCGCACAGAAUUCUGUCCUGGGACCUCUCCUCCAACAGGACCGGAUUCUUACGGCUAUGGGCAAUGUGUCACUCGCCUUCCAUCUGCUUUGUGAACGGGCCAAUCCUGCAUCAAUGUGGUUGCCAUAUAUCCGCAGUCUUCCUCAGGAAUACAGUAUCCCACUGUACUACCAACCGGAAGAGGUGCAGCUGCUUUUGGGAACACAAGCGAUUCAGGAUGUCCUUAGCCAGUUUAAAAACACAGCCCGCCAGUAUGCCUACUUCUUCAAACUGUUACAGACUCAUCCUGCUGCCGGUGUUCUUCCAUUGAAGGACCGCUUCACAUUUGAUGACUAUAGGUGGGCUGUGUCUUCAGUCAUGACCCGUCAGAACCAAAUCCCUACUGAGGAUGGGACCCAACUCACACAUGCCCUCAUUCCUCUUUGGGACAUGUGUAACCACACAAAUGGACUGAUCACGACUGGCUACAACUUGGAGGAUGACCGUUGUGAGUGUGUGGCACUGCGAAAUUACAAGGAGAAUGAGCAGAUUUAUAUUUUUUAUGGCACAAGAUCCAAUGCCGACUUUUUCGUCCAUAACGGCUUCUUCUUCCAAGACAACAUCCACGACCGGGUGAAGAUCAAGCUGGGCAUCAGUAAAAGUGAGAGGCUUUACACCAUGAAAGCAGAGGUGCUUGCACGUGCUGGUAUCCCAGUGUCUUGUGUCUUUGCGCUGCAUGGCAAUGAAUCCCCUGUUUCAUCACAGCUGCUUGCUUUUUUGAGAGUUUUCUGCAUGACAGAGGAAGAACUGAAAAACUAUAUUGGGGGAGACUCCAUCAAUAAGAUAUUAAACCUGAGCAACGUUGAUUACCCAGUUAGCUGGGGGAAUGAAAUCAAACUGUGGACUUUUCUGGAGACCAGAGUCACGCUGCUGCUCAAGAACUAUAAGACUACAUCUGAGGUGGACAGUAACCUGUUACAGCAACCUGAUCUAUCGCCUCAUGCUCGUGUGGCAGUCCAGCUCCGGCUAGCUGAAAAGCAGAUCCUGCUGAAAUCACUGGCAAUUGGACAAGCUAAACUUGUGGUCUUAAAAAAAAAGUGACAGAGCGCACCCUUUUGCCUUGCUGUGACAACAGUGGCAUGGUUUGAUGUGAGACUACUACUUGCAAAGCUUCAAUCAUGUUACAUAAAGUGGAGAAGUUUCGGGAGGGGAAGGAGUUUGAGCUGGUGAAGCACUGUUUCUCCAAGUGGAGAGUUUCUGAGCAUGAUGGAGAUAAAAGCUAAUAGUACAAGAAUAGAGAUUUUGACAAGCAAUAAUGAUGAUUCAGUGAACAGUUUGUGACCCAAGAUGACAAUAAAAAAAUGAACAAGGA
Messenger RNA from Syngnathoides biaculeatus (alligator pipefish), 2511 nucleotides. It is a transcript of the gene setd3, whose product is annotated as SET domain containing 3, actin histidine methyltransferase. The coding region runs from base 963 to 2240 and encodes 425 amino acids. Gene Ontology annotation, molecular function: transcription coactivator activity; histone H3K4 methyltransferase activity; histone H3K36 methyltransferase activity. The transcript has 11 exons. Lineage: Eukaryota; Metazoa; Chordata; Actinopteri; Syngnathiformes; Syngnathidae. Gene Ontology annotation, biological process: actin modification; peptidyl-lysine trimethylation; peptidyl-lysine monomethylation. The record is from RefSeq and is a predicted model, not a curated record.